This is a messenger RNA of Hippopotamus amphibius kiboko, 1171 nucleotides long. RefSeq names its product unc-50 inner nuclear membrane RNA binding protein (gene UNC50). Gene Ontology annotation, cellular component: Golgi membrane. The coding region runs from base 187 to 966 and encodes 259 amino acids. Lineage: Eukaryota; Metazoa; Chordata; Mammalia; Artiodactyla; Hippopotamidae. The record is from RefSeq and is a predicted model, not a curated record. The transcript has 6 exons.
CACGGGGCCCGAGAGGCCGCGCUCGCGCGCGCGCGCGGCGGCAGUGGGUCACGUGACGCGCCGCGCCCCCGGCGCCGCCGACGUUGCUGGAAGGGAAGUUGGCCCCGCUGCUGCUGGGUUCGUCUGGUGGGCGGCGGUGGCGGGUCACUUUGGAGCCGGUGGAGGUCUCCGCGGGGCUCCAGGAAGAUGUUACCCAGUACUUCGGUGAAUUCCCCAACUCAGGGGAACGGAGUAUUGAGUUCCAGAGAUGCCGCCAGACACACAGCUGGAGCGAAACGCUACAAAUACCUGAGGAGGCUCUUUCGUUUCCGGCAGAUGGACUUUGAGUUUGCUGCCUGGCAGAUGCUCUACCUGUUCACCUCCCCACAGAGAGUUUAUAGAAAUUUUCAUUACCGGAAACAGACAAAGGAUCAGUGGGCCAGAGAUGACCCUGCUUUCUUGGUCCUGUUAAGUAUCUGGCUCUGUGUGUCCACUAUAGGAUUUGGCUUUGUGCUGGACAUGGGAUUUUUUGAGACAAUAAAGCUGCUCCUUUGGGUUGUAUUCAUAGACUGUGUAGGCGUCGGUCUUCUCAUAUCAACCUUAAUGUGGUUUAUCUCUAACAAGUAUCUAGUCAAACGGCAGAGCAGAGACUAUGAUGUGGAGUGGGGCUAUGCCUUCGAUGUGCAUCUGAACGCUUUUUAUCCCCUCCUCGUCAUUCUGCAUUUUAUCCAGCUUUUUUUCAUCAACCAUGUCAUUCUAACAGACACAUUUAUUGGAUAUUUAGUUGGAAAUACCUUAUGGUUGGUUGCCGUUGGCUAUUAUAUCUACGUAACUUUCCUAGGAUACAGUGCACUGCCAUUUUUGAAAAACACAGUGAUUCUUCUCUACCCCUUUGCACCUCUCAUUCUGCUCUACGGACUAUCACUAGCACUGGGCUGGAACUUCACGCACACGCUGUGCUCGUUCUACAAAUACAGAGUGAAGUGAAACAGGGAGCUUCUUACGUCUUAGCUGCAGCAACAGUAUUGGUGAAGUGGUGAUUUCUUGUGACCCUUGUAAAUAAACUAUCAUUGUAGAUAUCUUAAAGGUGUAAAGUUUGCAAAUUUGAAGAAAUAUAUAUGUUAACACUUAUCGAGUACAUUCCUUAAAAUAAUUAAAUGUACAUUUCUAUAAUAAAUAUUUUUAAACUAAA